AUGAAGUGGACUACACUCAUUGUCCCAUUGGCAUUCCUCGCCGAGGCCGUCUUUGCUACCGGUCAGCUGAAUGGCCUUCCAGUCCUCAAUGGACCUAUCCCCACUGUCGGCAAUGUCCACGGCAUGAAGUCAAGGGUGGGAGACUUUGUUCAUCCAGGUCUUUGGCAUACACACGAUGAUCUCGAGAGAAUCAGACUCGGUGUUGCCAAUAGACAGGACCCGUGGAAGACCGCUUUCCUUAAUUUCAGUACAGAUUCGUUUUCACAGGCUUCGUAUGUGAUGCAAGGACCAAAAAGCAUCAUCUGCAGAGGUUCAUGCAGCAACUACACAACCUUCACGAACGAUGUCCGUGCCGCAUACCAAAAUGCCAUGAUGUGGUACAUAACCCGGAACCAAAGCCACUGGGAUCGUUCAACUACCAUCCUUGAUGCUUGGGGAACAAAUUUGACGAGCAUCAUCGGAACUGAUACGUCGCUAUUGGUCGGACUUGAGGGAGACAUGUUCGCGAAUGCUGCUGAAAUCAUGAGAUGGGAAGGAGGCUGGGUGGAGCAGGGCGCGAAGGCCUCUGGUGGGAGUGGCUUCUCUAAUCAGCUUUAUUGGCUCUUUGCUCGACAGUCGAUCAUUAUUGGACAAGCGAAUUAUGGAAUGGUUAGCAUUAAGGCUCUUUUGGCGUUUUCAGUAUACCUUGACGAUGUUACUAUGUACAAUUAUGCGAUCAAUUCCUAUCAGAAUGACCUUUGCGCUGGCAUAUACGGCAAUUACGAUACGCAGACGGGUCAAGGAGCCGAAACUGGCAGAGAUCAAGGCCAUGCCGUGUCAGGCCUUGGCUGGACCGCUCUUGCCGCUCGUAUAAUCCAAUCUCAAGGAACUGAUGUUUACUCAGUCGGAAACAACCUCCUUCUCACUGCAGCAGAAUACUCCGCAAAGUACAAUUUGGGCCAUGACGUCCCAUACGACCCAAAGUUCUAUCGCUGCGAAGCCAUCCUCAUCAAUGGACCUUGGUCUGCACCCUCAACUAUCAGCCGUGGUCUAGGCAAGACCUCGGCUACGACUCAGACUCCCGGCGUUUGGGAUAUCCUCUACUAUCAAUACGUCGUCAAGAGAGGGCUGAAUGCCCCCUGGACCGUGAAGGCAAAACAAGUGUAUGAUGCUUCCGGUGGCGAACAGCAUCCAACCGGAAACAGUCAGGGAGAUCAACCGAGCUGGGGAGAUUUGCUUUGGUCUUACCCUGGCAAAGGGCAGUUCGUUAAUCAUAAUGAUAGGACGAUCUGGGGUGGUGGGACAAUUGGUACUAAUGGCACGGGAAAUUUGAAUUCUUCAUGA
Molecule: messenger RNA, 1323 nt
Organism: Hyaloscypha bicolor E
Lineage: Eukaryota; Fungi; Ascomycota; Leotiomycetes; Helotiales; Hyaloscyphaceae
Product: chondroitin AC/alginate lyase
Exons: 6
Coding region: 1-1323 (440 amino acids)
Source: RefSeq, a predicted model, not a curated record